UAUAUACACUAGUGUGUCACAGUCUUUCUCAGUGCAAGAAACACAUUUAUCUUCUUGUUAGCCAUGGCGUUCAUUAGCUAUUUCCUGUUCAGCAUGUUAGCCAGUCGCUUGCUUCUGUCAUCUAGUCCUGUUGAAGCAGCUCCGAAAGAUGCUCUAGUCACAAGCCUCCCUGGAUUUAAUGGCACUUUCCCUUCGAAACAUUACUCGGGGUAUGUGACAAUCGACUCGGCUACUCCGAAGCACCUCUUUUACUACUUUGUUGACUCAGAAAGAAAUCCAUUGAAAGACCCUCUCGUCUUAUGGCUCAAUGGUGGACCUGGCUGCUCUAGCUUUGAUGGAUUUAUCUAUGAACAUGGACCCUUUAACUUUGAAGCACCAAAGAAACAAGGGGAGUUGCCUAUAUUGCAUCCCAAUCCAUCUAGUUGGUCUAAGGUCUCAAACAUCAUCUAUCUAGAUUCUCCAUCAGGGGUUGGGUUUUCAUACCCAAAUCUUCCGACUGGAGAUCUACAAACGGCCUCUGAUACUCAUGCUUUUCUCCUCAAGUGGCUUGAGCAAUAUCCAGAGUUUCAAGCAAAUCCAUUUUAUAUCAGUGGAGAGUCUUAUGCUGGCAUUUACGUGCCAACUCUAGCAUCCGAAGUGGACAAAGGAAUCAAAGGUGGUAUUAAACCGAAAAUCAAUUUCAAGGGCUACAUGGUAGGAAAUGGAGUUUGCGAGUCUAAGUUUGAUGGAAACAAUGCUUAUGUUCCAUUUGUACAUGGGAUGGGCCUCAUCUCUGAAAGUGUUUUCAAGGAAGCUGAAGCUAAUUGUAAGGGGGACUACGAUAGCGAAGACCUUCCUUGCCAAGCAAUAAUCUCACACAUCGACGGCCUGGUCAGCGGGUUGAACAUAUAUGAUAUACUGGAACCAUGCUAUCACAACAACAAAAUCCCAGAAACAACGUCCACAGACAAUACAAGCUUACCAAAAAGCUUUCAAGAACUGGGAAAGACUGACAAGCCUCUGCCGGUGAGGAAGAGGAUGUUUGGUCGUGCAUGGCCUUAUCGAGCUCCUGUGAGAGAUGGGAUUGUUCCAUCAUGGCCACAAUUAACUCAAUCACUCCACGCCCGAGGAGUUUCCGUCCCAUGCACAGAUGAUGAAGUAGCAACUGCAUGGCUGAACAAUGAAGCUGUGAGGAAGGCAAUUCAUGCUAGUCCGGAGAGUGGGAGUUGGGGGAUAUGCAAUGGCCUUUCAUACAAUCAUGAUGCAGGAAGCAUGCUCCCCUACCACAAAAAUCUUACAUCCGCUGGAUAUCCUGCUCUCAUUUACAGUGGGGAUCAUGACCUGUGCAUCCCAUUCACUGGAACCCAAGCCUGGACUGCCUCCCUCGGCUAUGAAGUUGUGGACCAAUGGCGACCUUGGCUAUCUAACGACCAAGUUGCUGGGUAUUUACAAGAAUAUGCCCAUAAUCUGACUUUUCUCACAGUAAAGGGGUCUGGACACACUGUACCGGAGUACAAGCCAAGGGAGUCAUCGGACUUCUACAGCCGUUGGUUGCAAGGACAAAAGAUUUGAUGUGCCCAUCAACAAGUGGUUUUUGGUUAUCUGGAAAAUCAAGGAUCUGGAACAUCAAUUAUUGUUGCAGUAGCCCAAAAAAAAAA
Molecule: messenger RNA, 1637 nt
Organism: Coffea arabica (coffee)
Lineage: Eukaryota; Viridiplantae; Streptophyta; Magnoliopsida; Gentianales; Rubiaceae
Product: serine carboxypeptidase-like 20
Biological process (GO): secondary metabolic process; proteolysis
Molecular function (GO): acyltransferase activity, transferring groups other than amino-acyl groups; serine-type carboxypeptidase activity
Source: RefSeq, a predicted model, not a curated record